AUGAUUUUAGUGGAUAGCACGAACAAAUCAUUUGAAGAAGUUUCUGGAAAAGGUGAAAGUACUGAUAACUUGAAACCCUAUAAAUGUGAAUUAUGCAAUAAAACAUUCUCAGCAAAACGAAGCUUAAUCCGGCAUGAAACGAAUCAUAAUGGAGAACGGCCUCAUGAGUGCAACAUAUGCAGUAAAAGAUUUUCACGGUCAAGUAGUUUAAGACAGCAUUCAUUGAUUCAUACUGGUGAACGCCCUCAUAUUUGCGAAAUAUGUAAUGAAAAAUUCAGAUUGAAAAAAAACUUAAAUGAACAUAAAGUGGUUCAUACUGGAGUACGCCCUCAUGAGUGCGUGAUAUGCGAAAAAACAUUUUUAGGGUCAAGGGAUUUAAGAAGACAUAUGUUAGUGCAUACUGGAGAACGCGCUUAUGAUUGUGAAAUAUGCAAUAAAAAAUUCAAAACAAAACCACACUUAGUUAAACAUAAAGUGGUCCACACUGGAGAACGACCUUAUGAGUGCGAUAUAUGCAAUCAAACAUUUACACAGGCAAGUAGUUUAAGCACACAUUUAUCAGUGCAUACUGGUGAACGUCCUUACGCAUGUGAAAUAUGUAAUAAAACGUUCAGAAUGAAAAACAUGUUAAAAAGACAUAAAGCGACCCAUUCUGGAGAACGCUCUUAUGAGUGCAACUUAUGUAAUAAAACAUUUUUAAGGUUAAGUGAUUUAAAAGUACAUUUAUUAGUUCAUACUGGAGAACGGCCUCAUGAGUGUGAAAUAUGCAAUAAAAGAUUUGCACUGAAAAGUCAUUUAAGAAAGCAUUUAUCAGUGCAUAGUGCAGAAAGACCUUAUAAAUGUGAGACAUGCAAUAAAACAUUCAAAACGAAAGAUAUAUUAAGGCUACAUGAAAAAAAACAUACUAGGAAACAAACUGUAAAAAAACAGACAACAAAUUAG
Molecule: messenger RNA, 942 nt
Organism: Ctenocephalides felis (cat flea)
Lineage: Eukaryota; Metazoa; Arthropoda; Insecta; Siphonaptera; Pulicidae
Product: zinc finger protein 525-like
Exons: 2
Coding region: 1-942 (313 amino acids)
Biological process (GO): regulation of transcription by RNA polymerase II
Molecular function (GO): RNA polymerase II cis-regulatory region sequence-specific DNA binding; DNA-binding transcription factor activity
Source: RefSeq, a predicted model, not a curated record